Messenger RNA from Daldinia caldariorum, 1881 nucleotides. RefSeq names its product cytochrome P450. The record is from RefSeq and is a predicted model, not a curated record. Gene Ontology annotation, molecular function: heme binding; oxidoreductase activity, acting on paired donors, with incorporation or reduction of molecular oxygen; monooxygenase activity. The transcript is spliced from 2 exons. The coding region runs from base 483 to 1796 and encodes 437 amino acids. NCBI's taxonomy places the organism in Eukaryota, Fungi, Ascomycota, Sordariomycetes, Xylariales, Hypoxylaceae.
GCUCGGAUCAUGAUAUUACAAUAGUAUGUUCGUGUUUUUUCAGACCUUAAUGAUUUGGCCAAUGAUAGUAUUAAUAAAAAUGACCUAGACACCAACCAAACCCGAGAAAAAAAAUCAUACACGAAGUUAGCUCAUCAUCAGUUAUGCCCUCAUUACUGCUACGAUGAGUGCCGUCGUAAGCUUAAACCUUGUGUAUUACGGGCUUGCUCUCGUUCUAGGAGCUAUCUGUUUCGCUGUCAUAGAAUUCUUUAGGCCUGUCGACUCGAAAUUACUAUCCAGCAAGAGACGAUGGAGAAUGCCACCAGGGCCACCAGGCCAGCCAGUCGUGGGAAAUCUACUGCAGAUGUUCCAAGCUCGACGCAGUGCUCAGGCUCUCAACGAAUGGGUGAGUACAACUGCUGCUAGUCUAGAGACAACAAUUUGCUUUUUCUCAAUACGUAUCUAAACUAUCCUAGCUUAAUUCCCUGAGAGCGUAUGGCGAGAUGGCGACGCUACACAUGGGCUCCCGAACUUGGGUUGUCCUGAACUCAGAACGGGUCGUGUCCGAGCUCAUCGCCAAACGCGGGAAGAUCACGAACGAGAGGCCUCAUAUGCCGAUUGCGAGCGAUCUCGUUAGCAAUAGCAAACGCACCGUAAUCAGACAAGAAGCAGAGUGGAAAGAGGGACGCAGAGUAAUGCACCAAUUGCUUAGCGGCUCGAACCUCAAAGUAUACGCCGGCAUGCAGGAGCUCGAAAGCAUCGAUCUUCUUCGCCUGUAUCUCCAACAGCCAAACUUAUGGUACGCUCACAACUAUCGCUAUUCGACGUCGGUUCUCCACAGGGUUGUCAUGGGUUACCCUCUAAACAAGCCGAAGGCUCAACUCGACGAUUACCAGCGAGUCACGAUCGAGUUCGUGAAGAGCAUCAACGAGAGCUUUGUGGAUUUCUUCCCGGCCUUCAGCAAGCUUCCUCACUUCCUACAACCGUGGCGAAAGUACUGGGCGGACAUGGGCGCAUUCCACCGUCGCGUGUUCCAAGAAUGGUGGGACCCUGUUCGGACGGCUGUGAAAAACGGCUCAGCACCGCCCUCUUUCGUCCGCGACGUCCUUCUGCACCCGGAAGUCAGGUUCACAGGCGACGACGAGGAGGCCAUGUACCUAGCCACAUCCGUGAUGGCGGCGGGUGGGGACAACACUCGUAUGAGCAUCAACACGUUCGUCAUGGCCAUGAUCUCGCGGCCGGGGGCCCAGGAACGUGCGCAGCGCGAGGUCGACCGGGUCUGCACAGACGCGGACGGCAAGACGCUCAGACUUCCCCAGAUGACCGAUCUACCCGCGAUGCCAUACAUAGCCGCCAUGAUUAAGGAGGUCUUGCGCUGGCGCCCGACCGUCCCCAUCAUCCCGCCCCACCAGCUCACCGAGGACCUCGAGUUCGACGGCUAUCGCAUCCCCGCCGGCACCAGCUUCCUGAUCAACUCGAUCGCGCUGUCCCACGAGUUCGACGACCCGAACGAGUUCCAGCCCGAGCGGUGGAUUGACGGCUCGGAAUCGAACGCUACGGCUAACUUCUGGGGGUUCGGCGGGGGUCGCAGGAUUUGCGUGGGCUGGAAAGUCGCCCAGCAGGCUCUGUUCCUCGCAUUUGCCCGUUUGAUAUACUGUUUCGAUUUAACGCCGAACGGCCCUGUCGACGAUAGGAGACUAAACCACCAGACCGUCGAUGAGCCAUUCCCAGUGAAGGCUACCGUUCGCAGUGCCGAACAUGCGGCGCUUAUCGAGCGGGAAGCAUCCAAGUAUGAGGCACAAUUCUCUCAAUUCUAAAUACUAUGUACUAGUUUAGAUAGUCAACAGGGUUCUCAGAGCACCUAGUCCAUAUCUCAGAGUACCUAAGCUUUGUAGCAUGACG